AUGAUGAGUAUCUUAAUUAAAUCUCAAACACUUGUGAAAAAUGUCAAAAUAUUGUAUUUGGGUGCCUUAGAUGCUAAUCAUUUUAAACAGAUUAAGGUGAAAGCACUGUAAAAUGCUUCGAUUGUAUUGAUGGAUUGUUCCUUCUUAAAAGUCAUGGUAAUAACAAAGAUUAAAGUCUUUGCACACCAAACUGCAAGAGUACUCAUUAAUCCUACAUCAAUGGAAAAAUUUCUAAGGUGUGGAGACAAUUGCUAAUCUUGCAAUCAAAAUGUUGGCUGUGAGAUCUGCCCUGGAGAGGAAUAACUAAAAGGGUGGACCACAGCAAUUCAUGAAGAAAAUUUAGAUUAUUCUUUGCAGAGCGAAUUUCAAACUUGUCAAGAAUGCAAAACAGGAUUUGAAUGUGGAAAAUGCUCCAAAAAUGAUAUAACUUAAUGCAAGCAGUGUAACUACCCUGUGAAUUAGAAAUCAUUAUUGACUGGAGACACAAUAAAUCCUUGCGCAUCUUAAAGUAGCCUCUGCCUUGAUGCUUUUAGUGAAAAUAAUUGCAAAACUUGUAACUACGGAUAUGACCUAUUUAUUGAUACCACUGGAAAUUAAAAAUGCGUUUAAUGUAACAAUGAUUCUCUUGGGUUGGAGAGUUAAUUUAUUCCAUACCCAAUAAGAUGCAAUUUUACUAUUGAUAGCUAAAUAGAUAUGCCUAAAUAGGAUAAAAUAACGGCUUGUUUAAAUGGCUUUGUUGAUCCUCUAACUAAUAAAUGCACAGAAAAUUGCGGUAUAGGAAGAUAUGGAUACACAGCGUUCAAUGACAGAGGUAUGAUUGAUGCCUCUGUCUGCAAAGAUUGUGAUGAUAAUUGCUUUGAGUGUGCCACUCAAAAAUAAUGCAUUUCUUGCAAAAAGGGUUAUUACCUAUCCACUGAGUCAAAUUAUGUUACAACAGGUAAAUGUCUAAAAAAAUCAGGAACUUCCAAUAUUACAAUAUAUGUUGACAGUGAUUCAGUCAAGAAAUCAACUGAUGAAACAACUGGCUUAAGUCUUAAUGAUCCGUUUUAUUCAAUUCAAAGUGCAAUAACUAAAGCAUAUGAAUAUGGAGCAAGCUACGAGAAUGCAAUUGUAAAUAUAAUUCUUGUACCAGGAAAAUUCCAUUCUAUGCUUCGAUAUGAUGAUGCUGUUAAUUUACCUAGAGCCUAUGAUUAGAAUUCCUAAUCAACUAUAAUCAAAAUUGAUACAAUGGAUGGAACGUAAGUUAAAGUUCUAUACAAGCUCAGAGAUAAGUUUAAUUUCCUAGUUGGUGGAGGGUUAGAAAUUAGAAAUAUAGUGUUUGAUGCUACUGACUCAAUUUUAGAUUCCAGAUUUACCAGCCUUAAUAUUUCACAUUUAAGUUCAAAUGAAUACACUUGCUUGAAAGAUCCAUUAAUCAAUUGUUGCAGUAUUUCAAAGGAUUAAACUAGCGGUAAUUAUGUAACAACUGGACCUGAUUUCUGCUAGCUCUAAUUAUAACCAAAUGAUUAGUGUCAUUUACCAAUUGGUGGUUCACUAAUUUAGUUUGAUAUUAGCAGUUAAACAUCUCUAGGUUCUCCUUAGACUCUUAUUCUUUAGAAUGUUGGUUUUGAAAACUUUGCCUAUGAUUUCAAUACUAUAAUAGAAUUAAAUGACUUUGGAGGCCAUAUUACUCUGAUUAAUACUAGUUUCAUUAAUAUAAAUUCAUGUGGGAGUGUCAUUAGAAACAAAAGAAUCGAUCAAAUUUACAACUCUCUUGAGGAGGGUUUCCUCAGCCAUAAUUUAUUGAAAUCUCUCGAAUUGAUGAGCAGCAAGCUUCCCAGCAAUGGUAUUUUUUCAAAUAUUUGUGGUCCAUCUUCUACCAGUCCAUGUUUUAGUUUAAACAUAUCAGGAGGUACUAUUUAAGAUUUUGGUAGAAUGAAUGCUUUUUCUCAAACACCAUAAUGGGUGAAUCCAUAGUUGAAAAUGAAAAAUAUGGGGCUUUAUUUAGAUUUAGAAAACUUUUAAGGACCAAUCUUCAUUUAAUAAGUUGAAUUUAUUAACAAUCUAGCAGUAAAUCUUGACUAUGAACAGGCAACAAAAAUUCUUCAGAAUUAGAAAUAAGAAAGAGAUUAAUAACAAAAUUAUGGAAUUAAAUCUUCUAUUUAAUUAAGAUCAUUGAUAGCAAUUGUCAAUCAUGGGAACUACAAGAUUGAGAUAAAAAAUAAUGAUUUCAACUAGAAUACUGGCGCGAAAGCAAGAGGUUUAUAACUUGAGGAUGUUUAUUUUCAAACACUUGACAGCAAGCAAGAAUUAUGCCUUGGCUAUGAAAUAAAGAAUAAUAAAUUCAUUAAAAACUUUGGAUUUCAAGGAAUUUCUGGAGGCUCCAUUCAUUUUGAAUGCACGAAUUUUUAAAUGGAAGAAGAUGCAAACGGUCUUAUUUAAUUGGAUUCAAUUAUUCAAGAGGAUGAAAUUAUUUCAAAUAAUCUUUCUCUAGAAAACCUUGAGCUAGAAGACUAUAGUUUGACUUUAGAGGGUAAUACCUAUAUUGACAAUACAGCUUCAAAAUCUAGUGGAAUAUUAAACAUCAUAAAUGUAAAGAAAAUCAAAAUAUAAAAUGAGACAUAUAUCAAUAAUACUGAUGCAUUCUUUUAAAAAUCAACUAUUCUUGCUCGAAAUAUGCUACAAGAAUAUAUGCCCUUGGAUGCAUCUAAAGAAAUUAACAUAGAUGGCAUUGAUAUUGAUUAAAAUCUGGCUGCUUCACUUAUAAGAAUAUAGAGAUCUAGAUAUUUGUCAAUAAAUUCAAUCAACUUUGAUUCUAAUUACUUUAUAGAACCAGAGUCAAGUAUUAAUAGAGCUUAAGCAUUAUUUCUUACUGAGAAAACAUAGCCUUAAGAUAAAAUACCCAAUUAGACAUUUAUUCUUAUUAGAAUAGCAUUGAAAGCUUCUUUGGUAUUCCAAUUAAAUUUAAGCUCGAAUAAUCUCAUACAAUUUUUGACAAUUUUACUGUGGUUAAUCUUUAAUGCAUAGAUUGCAGCAGACCUUUGA
Stylonychia lemnae is the source of this 3024-nucleotide messenger RNA. NCBI's taxonomy places the organism in Eukaryota, Ciliophora, Spirotrichea, Sporadotrichida, Oxytrichidae. The record is from the annotation of a GenBank genome assembly.